Molecule: messenger RNA, 795 nt
Organism: Trichoderma aggressivum f. europaeum
Lineage: Eukaryota; Fungi; Ascomycota; Sordariomycetes; Hypocreales; Hypocreaceae
Exons: 2
Coding region: 1-795 (264 amino acids)
Molecular function (GO): oxidoreductase activity, acting on NAD(P)H
Source: RefSeq, a predicted model, not a curated record
AUGACUCAUGGCGCCAACAGUCUGGAAAAAGAGGACCGGGCUUUUGCUGAAAAGAUUGCCGUAAAGGCAGAUGCUAUGAUGAGAAUUCCGGAUAAUAUGACGUUCGAGGAGGCUGCGUUAAUGGGAUGUUUCAUCUUCACCGUUGGCCAGGGACUCUUCCGUAGACUCGGUCUCAGGCUUCCAAACUCGCGCACGGUUACCGGUGAGAUCGUGUUUAUCUAUGGAGGCAGCACCUCGGUAGGAGCCAUGGCGUUGCAACUAGUAAAGUUAGCCGGUUACAAUCCCAUUACCGUAUGCUCGCCAAACAAUUUCGAGCUUGUCAAGUCCUAUGGAGCCGGAGAGGUGUGGAAUUAUAAUGAUACAGAAUGCAUAGAAAACAUCAAGCAAUACGAGAAUAAAAUAGAUCGGACCUGGGACACAAUCUCCCUGGAGGCCUCAGCGAAUUUCUGUGCGAAAAUUCUGGCUCCCGGAGGCAAGUAUGGGAAAUUCCUUUCACCUAGGGAUGCGAACAAUAUCUAUGGUGCUAGAAUUCCUAGAGAGGACGCUGAGGUCAGCUACACAGCAGCUUACACUGCCCUUGGUGAUCCUGUAGAGAAGCUUGGGGUGAGGUUGGAUGAUAAUACAGCCGGUUUCGGAUUUCAUCAGGGAUGGGUUGCUGCCGUUGAGCCCCUGCUAGCAGCUGGGAAGAUCAAAUCACAUCCAUUGUGGAUUCGCAGUGGCUUUGAGGACAUAUUAGAUGGACUCGCACUCGUCAAAAGCGGCACAAUUAGUGGCAAGCUGGUAUACACUAUAUAA